This is a messenger RNA of Bufo bufo (common toad), 3864 nucleotides long. It is a transcript of the gene PELI1, whose product is annotated as pellino E3 ubiquitin protein ligase 1. Gene Ontology annotation, biological process: regulation of Toll signaling pathway; protein K48-linked ubiquitination. The coding region runs from base 369 to 1625 and encodes 418 amino acids. The record is from RefSeq and is a predicted model, not a curated record. Gene Ontology annotation, molecular function: ubiquitin protein ligase activity; protein binding. The transcript has 7 exons. NCBI's taxonomy places the organism in Eukaryota, Metazoa, Chordata, Amphibia, Anura, Bufonidae.
GUUUAUGGCCGUGCGUGCUGACGUCACCGGGCAGCGAUCCCUUCGCCUCUAGCAGCCCCUCCGUUGUCGUUGCUGCCGCUGUGUAGCAGUUCCUGCCUUGCAGCCAGUGUGCUCUGCCGGGCGGCCCCGUCCAGCCCCAGGAUUUUGGAAGAAGACGACGCCCCCCCCGACCGCCAUAUUUGCCGUUGCUUUGCUGCCAUCAUUGGUAUUGUUCCGGGGGAGCAGACCAGCUUCAUCGUGACAGGCCUGUGACUUGUGCUGUCGUCCGCGGAGAGGAGCGCCGCACUCUGCCCUGUGUCGCUACAAAAUAAUGAAAAAAGUGCACCAAACCUCUUGAUAAGACUGGGGUAUAAGUAACGGCCACGCUCAUGUUUUCUCCUGAUCAAGAAAACCACCCUGCGAAAGCACCUGUGAAGUAUGGGGAGCUCAUUGUACUGGGAUACAAUGGCUCUCUUCCAAAUGGAGACAGAGGGAGAAGGAAAAGCAGGUUUGCUCUGCUGAAAAGGCUGAAAGCAAAUGGGGUGAAGCCAAGUACAGUUCAUAUUGCCUGUACACCGCAGGCAGCAAAGGCAAUAAGUAACAAGGACCAGCACAGCAUAUCUUAUACUUUGUCACGGGCACAAACUGUGGUGGUGGAGUACACGCAUGAUAGCAACACGGACAUGUUUCAGAUUGGAAGGUCGACAGAAAGCCCCAUUGAUUUUGUGGUAACCGACACAGUUCCAGGAAGCCAGAGCAACACCGAUACACAGUCCGUUCAAAGCACCAUCUCAAGAUUCGCGUGCCGGAUAAUAUGCGAAAGAAACCCUCCUUUUACCGCAAGAAUAUAUGCUGCAGGCUUUGACUCGUCCAAGAAUAUAUUUCUUGGGGAGAAAGCUGCCAAGUGGAAGACUCUCGAUGGGCAGAUGGAUGGGCUGACAACAAAUGGUGUCCUUGUUAUGCAUCCACGCAAUGGUUUCACCGAGGACUCUAAGCCCGGGGUCUGGAGAGAGAUCUCUGUAUGCGGCAAUGUGUUCAGUUUGAGAGAAACCCGCUCUGCCCAGCAGAGAGGAAAAAUGGUGGAAAAUGAAAGCAACGAACUACAGGACGGUUCCCUCAUCGAUCUAUGUGGAGCAACUUUGUUAUGGCGCACCGCCGAAGGGCUUUCCAGAACUCCAACCGUGAAACACUUGGAAGCCCUGAGACAGGAGAUCAAUGCAGCGAGACCUCAGUGUCCUGUCGGCUUUAACACACUAGCAUUUCCCAGCAUGAAAAGAAAGGAUGUGGUUGAUGAGAAACAGCCGUGGGUCUAUCUGAACUGUGGGCACGUGCAUGGCUACCACAACUGGGGGAAUAAAGAGGAACGGGAUGGGAAAGAUCGGGAAUGUCCAAUGUGUCGUUCUGUGGGACCGUACGUUCCUCUGUGGCUAGGGUGUGAAGCUGGAUUUUAUGUGGAUGCAGGCCCUCCAACUCAUGCCUUCAGCCCCUGUGGACACGUGUGCUCAGAAAAAACCACUUCCUACUGGUCCCAGAUUCCACUUCCUCAUGGUACUCACACUUUCCACGCAGCGUGCCCCUUCUGUGCACACCAGCUUUCAGGGGAGCAAGGUUACAUCAGACUUAUUUUCCAAGGACCUCUAGACUAAGUGGCUUUUUUUUUUUUUUCUUUUUGUCAGGGCUUGCACUGAACACAUAAGCUAAGAUGGGUUUAGUUUGAUUUCCAGUGGACUUUUUCAAAGUUUACUAGGGACCCCUCCGCAAGGAGAGGAAGGAAACUACAGAACGAUGGAAGAACCAUGAAGAGAAAUGGGAACACCUUCUCUCUGUGCAACCAGACAUUUCAAGACGGGAUUAUGCAGAUAUGAUUUAAAUGCCUUCAUUACUCUUUCUGAAUGACCCAACCUCAGUAUUAAAUUAUUUUAUGGAAACUGGGGAGAAUACAGUCGGCUCAAACUACAUUAGUUUACAGUUCAAAACACCUUGUAUAAUAUAGCAUAUGACGAUUUUGUAUUUAACUUUAGUAUGGAAAAUUCCCAGUGACUUGAUAGACUCGUCCUACAUAUUGACCGGUGUACUUUGGAUGCUUAAAGUAGCCCAGGGACAAGUUGUCACCACACAAACAAGGACUGCGUCUCUUUAUUUUGUUUCUUCUCUGCGUCAUGGUCAUGGGACGGGCACAUCUCACCAUCGAACCAUGUAACAAGUUCACCAGAGGAGUCUGAGGGAUCUGUAAAUAUGCAGCUCAUUGAUGUCCUCCGUGUUUAGUCUUAUCAGAUGCUAGUCAGUUUGCAUAUGUUUGCAACAUUUCAGGGUUUUAUUUAUCGUUCGUAACUUUUAUUCAGAUUUUUAUUCCUGAAGUACUUGUGAUAUUAUAUGUUUGUCCUUUUAUGAGCCAUUUUGGUUUUCGUCUUUUUUUUUUUUUCGUGCAGGCAAGGACCUUUGUACCCUCAGAAGUUUGUGUGGGACAUUAAAUCUUAAUUAUUUUUAUUUUAUUUUAACAUCCUCUUGCAAUCAACACUAUAAUUUCCAUGUUCCAGCAUAGGCGGUAGAGUAGGUUUUUGUCAAUCUUCUGCAUGAUUCUAUGAUUGUAGUAUUAGCUUUCAAACAUCUUGUUCCCAGCUGGAGAGGUUGUCCAGGAUUUUGAUAUUGAUGGCCUCUCCGCAGGAUAAGCCAUCAAUGUAAGAUCGGCGCGGACAAACACCCCACACCACUGCCAAUCUGUUGUUACCUUACAGCUCCGGUGGCCGAAGUCAGCGCUAGAACUGCGCAGCUCUAUCUGGUAACUGCAGCACUUCUCCCAUUCACUCAGUGGGUGCCAUACUGCAGUUAGCAGCUCCGUCCACUACACAAUGUAGUUGGGGCACUGGAGACACAAGGUAACAGCUGAUCUACAAGAUGUCGGACCCCCACCUAUACUGAGAAUAGACCAUCAAUAUCAAAAUUCUGGAAACCCCUUUAAGCCUUUUAUUGAUAAAGCGAUCUUGGAAGACAAUAGACACAAGCAAAUCAUAUUUUAUUUAAGUUGCCAGCAUAGAUAUUUUUUUUUUCCAUUAUUUUUAUCUUUAUUGUUUUGCACACACUCAGGAAAAACUUAGAAGGGAAGCUACUUUAUUGUUAUGAUCUAGCAUACCGAGCAGAUGGGUAUCUGGUUUCAGUAUUGUGUCUAUUCUGGCAUUUGUGAAACGCCCGAGCCUGAACGCUCAUCAAGAUGGGUGUCUAAAGCUGACCAUACACAUUAUUACCGGCAGAUCCACCAUGAUACAAUGCAGGUGGGUCGUGGGGACUGCCAGAGCAUCACUGGCGUCUGAUUUUGGUGGGGAGGUUGUCUUGGAUGGCCCAUUCAUUUAUCAUGUGAAUUGACAUACAUGUUUGGCUGAGCCACAUGUGCAUGUCCAUGGGGUUGAGGGCGGCAUGGAAGGCAAUGCCUUUCAGUUGGAUAUGUUUCUGCUUGCUGGUAUGAUUUAUGAGCAGCUUUUAGUGUGUGCCCAACUUAUACAGGAAGGGAAGACAGCCAUUCUGUUUAUUUCGGGGACUGUUGCCUAUCGGUCUUUUAAGUGUUCUCCGGGAAUUUAAGAAAAUGUAAAUACUUAAAUAUUUAUUAUACAUAUAUUUCCAAAUGCCUUUCAUUAGUUAUAAUGGCUCGUUUUGUUUAGGGAGCAAUUAUUAGGAGAAAUAAAAUGGACGCCGUCCUAUUGGUACACACAAAACCUGUCCUUAUCACACAGCAGGAUGAUUACUUCAUCCUCCUCUACUACUUGUCUUCGAUGGUCCUGAAUACAGCUGAUAAGAUCUUCAACUGAAUCUCUGAAGGAAUAGAGUGCAUGAGGAGACAUGAAGUACAGAGGAGGUGGGGAUGUGGCUGAUGAACAGCAGCACUUGUAUGAA